CCCCUCUCGCCCCUGUCUUGUUCAUCGGACGAACAAUGCCGUGGACCCCACCCGCGUGACGAUCUGCUGCGAGCGAAGGCGAUUAAUGGGUCCAAUUGAUUGAAGGGCCGCCCGCUGCAUCUCUAGGCACAGUCGGCCGUGCGAGAAAGAUCUCCACCUCGGCGUGGUCGCGGCGUGGUCGCGGCGUGGUCUCACCGUGCACCAUGCCUUCACAGCAAUCACGUUACCCAUGCCAUGCGUGGCAUCGCAAACAAACAUCCGUCUCAUCGAGAGAGAUCGACGCCUAAACGUCCCAUGUCUUUGUGCCCUGGCUGAGUUUUGCUGCCACCUCGAUGUCUCGGGCCCACCCAUUCACCCCGCUGUAAUUCUAGAAUCUCCCUGCACUGGCGGGCGUCGACGGGGCCUUUCGCCCGAUCUUUCCGGUCCGCACGCAGAGCGAGCAAGCAAACAAACGCCUGCGCUUGCCUGCGCUGUCUGCGUCGCCUGCGUCGCCCGCGCCGGAGAACAAUGGCCACGAGGCACUUCCGCCCUGAGGAGCCUGGCGGGCCUUCGCGCUCUGAGACAGGCCUUGUCUCACUUUCCGGGCUCGGUCGCUCGACGUGAAGGCUUCACGCAUUCGCAACGCUCGAGUGGAUGCUCACCGUGCGACUGCGAGGAUAGAAGGACGAUGAUGGGUCUUCGCAACGCAGCGCAGCGAGCCGUGUGGUGAGGCGUGACUUUCUUGGCGUUGGCGAGGCGAGUGAAGAAUGGAUGCCGGCAACCAAGUUAUAAAGAGCGGGCAACCUCGUCGAUCAU
Messenger RNA from Jaminaea rosea, 795 nucleotides. RefSeq lists its product as hypothetical. NCBI's taxonomy places the organism in Eukaryota, Fungi, Basidiomycota, Exobasidiomycetes, Microstromatales. The record is from RefSeq and is a predicted model, not a curated record. Bases 230 to 709 code for a protein of 159 amino acids. The transcript has a single exon.